Messenger RNA from Callorhinchus milii (elephant shark), 3087 nucleotides. Its product is annotated as ankyrin repeat and fibronectin type-III domain-containing protein 1-like. The record is from RefSeq and is a predicted model, not a curated record. Gene Ontology annotation, molecular function: protein binding. Gene Ontology annotation, cellular component: spindle. Gene Ontology annotation, biological process: regulation of establishment of bipolar cell polarity; establishment of mitotic spindle orientation. The coding region runs from base 286 to 3087 and encodes 933 amino acids. NCBI's taxonomy places the organism in Eukaryota, Metazoa, Chordata, Chondrichthyes, Chimaeriformes, Callorhinchidae. The transcript has 20 exons.
GAAGCUGAGUUUGCAGAAAAGAAAGAUGCAGUCGGUCGCUUCGCCGCAAAAAAUCAUGAUGCAAUCGCACUUUAAAUUGAAAUCAAUGUGUCAGGACCUCACACUGACUGACUGACUGACUGACUGACUGGCAGAAGGAUGUAAAGAAAGCGCCGCUUUGCUCAUUCAGUCUCUGUUAACCAACAAACUAAAUGGAAUUUCAGUGACAGUAUUCCGGGGAAGAGCACAGGAGACGCGGUUGGGAUUGAGUGUGUGGAGCAGCGGAUACGCUGAUGUGUUUCAGGAAUGUCUAUCAAGACGACAGCGAGGCUAUGUUCGUUGAAGCGAGGAAACUUUGGCCAUGACCUGUCAGACCGGUUCAGGGACCAUGGCAUGCUGAGGGAUGAAAGGAUGCUGCAGAUGCUGAGCCAGUUCAGACUGGCCGAGCUGGAGACUUGGCUGUGCACACCAACACCAGUCUUACCGCGGAGUCGCCAGGAAAGCAGACCAACAUACGGUUCAGCAUUUCACUAUUACUUAGACAGGUCGACAGAAGGAAAGGUGAUCUCCAGGAAGUCUCGUACCUUACCCUCCGUUCCUAUGGGCUCUGCAUUACCAGGCAUCCUGCAGAAAGCACCAUGUGAGAGCUCUACUGGAAAAAAGAGACGCCGUCUCCCUCCCACACCUGGAGGUCUGCACUGGAAAAAUGCAGAUGCCUGGCAACUGGGUGAGCAGCCCAAAGAUUGGUCUGCGUCGGCAGAUGAGAAGGAUUCAAAGCAGCAGCUGAAGCUGUGGGCACACUCGGGCAGAGCCACACUGAGGAAAAGCAUCUCUGCUGACGAGUCCUUGUUUCAGCGGCAACCAGAGAGACAGAAAACCGCCAGCAGGACAGGAAAAGGCAAGAUCCAGUUUAGGUGCAAGCAUAGUGUGGGAACUACAGACAGAAGAGAUUUUCAUCACAAGACGAGUCUGAGACUCAAGAUGACACAGCAAAUGCAGAACCUGCAAUUGAUACACACAAAGAAAACCAGCAUCCCCUCGUCACCAAAUGCAGCAAAGCGCCUCUAUCGCAACCUUUCAGAUAAAUUAAAGGGUAGUCACUCCUCCGCAGAUGAAGCAUUCUUGACUGGGAAGAUGGACAAUGAUCGGCUGAGAAAGUCGUGCAUGAAUAUCCCAUGCAACAAAGCUAUAUUGGAGGCAGUGGAGCAGCAAGACCUGGAUGCGGUGCAGGCAAUGCUCAGACAACACAGCGCUCAAGAUCUAGAUCUGAAUACACCCAACAGCGAGGGGCUGGUGCCUCUGGAUAUUGCCAUCAUGACCAAUAAUGUGCCGGUGGCUAGGAUACUCCUGAAGGCAGGAGCAAAAGAGAGCCCCCACUUUGUCAGCCUGGAGAGCCGAGCCCUGCACCUCGACAGGUUAGUGGAGGAGGCCCAGGAGCGAGGGGACGAGCUGUCUACUCAGCUGCACAAUGAGGUCCUGAGUCUGGAGCGGCCAGAGACUGAAAAGCUCCUGAAAGCGUGGGAAUGGAGGCACAAACUGUACCAGCGCAUGAGAGCAGGAUUCCAACAUGCAAAGCCUCCUGACACACCAACCAAUGUCCAGCUCUCUGUGACCAGCAGCACCUCACUCACUGUUACCUUCGAGGAGCCUCUAUGUGUUAACUCUGCUAUAGUCACAAGAUACAAAGUGGAGUGGAGCUGCCACAAGGAUUUCACACCUCUGUGUGGAGUCAUCAUCAUGCACAACCUGAGCACUCUGAACUGCCCAAUCACAGGGCUGCUGACAGGCAAGGAGUAUUAUAUCCGCGUGUCAGCGGCCAAUAUGAAAGGCUGGGGAGCACCGCAGGCUUCCACUCCACCAUUCGCUGCUCCCUCAAAUUGGAAGGAGAUGGCCAGGAAGGAGGUGAGGCAGGAAGAACACAUAGAAGCUCUGGAGCAGUUAUUGGAUCUGGUCCGAACCGCACACCAGAAUUACAGCACCAAAGAAAACGCAAAGGUGCAGAAUUGCAGCCGCAAACAAUCUGUCUCCAGGAGCCUGAAACAUCUCUUUCAUUCAUCCAACAAAUUUGUCAAAACGUUGCGAAGAGGCAUUUACAUGGCAGCCGCCUUUUAUUACAAGGACAGCAUCUUAGUGAGCAGUGAGGAGCAGCUGCCAAUUGUGGAGAUUGAUAGCUCCUACUCCAGCACCCUCAUGCAGGAUUUUCUCUGGUUUGCCAAGCUGUCCUGCUCUUGGGAGGAUGUUCAGUUGUUGCGUCAGACACUGUCCAUCUCAAUGUCCUCCUCGUCAGCACUGCAGGUCAGACACAAGAUGCUGGUAGCAGCUGCUCAAUUACAGACAUUGCUCUGCACCCAGAACCUGGGCCGGCUUCACUAUGAGCCCAUCAAGGACCGACAUGGUAAUGUUCUGCUGGUCACAGUCCGGGAAUUUGGAAGUUGCUGUCCCUUCCUCAAUGCAAAGUGGAUCCAUAUCUCCAAAUUACAGAACCAAAGGAAAUCGCUCUCCACUCCUGAGGAGCCCACUGCUCUUGAUGUAUUGCUCAUUACUAUCCAGGACGUGCUGUCUUACCAGCAAGGCAGCCUGCAGCGACUCAGCCCUGGUCUGUACUUGGGCUAUUUAAAACUUUCCAGCUCUGUGGAUCAGAUUAAAGUCCUCGUUCCUCAGAAAUUUCCAAAUGUUCUGUGCCACACAAAGGUGCGAGAGAAUGACAAUGUUUCCAGGGAGGAGUGGGAAUGGCUCCAGAGACUGUCAGAGUGCAAGGAUGUGAAUGCCACGGAUCGUGUUCCUGAUGCUCCGACACCGCUGGGAUUGCAGCUGCAGAUGGCAGUGCGCGCACUGCUGAAGCUCAUCAAUGUGCCUCCUCGCCAGGCGGGACACAUGCGCCUCUUCACUCGGGAUGUGCUGGAGUUGGGCCACGACGUCUCCUUUCUGCUGCUGAUGCCGUCCGCAGAUGAUGUUUGUAACCCUCCGGGACAGUCCCCGCCCCGCGGCCGCUCCGACACUCUCCACCUCCCACUACAGAUGUUUGAACUCGGUAACGAGACCUCUCCUUCAGCGCCUGUCAGCGCGGCUCCGGGAGCAGUAAUGUGUAGCGGCCGUGUGUGUCACUGA